Molecule: messenger RNA, 2300 nt
Organism: Hyaloscypha bicolor E
Lineage: Eukaryota; Fungi; Ascomycota; Leotiomycetes; Helotiales; Hyaloscyphaceae
Product: isoamyl alcohol oxidase
Exons: 1
Coding region: 353-2092 (579 amino acids)
Molecular function (GO): oxidoreductase activity; FAD binding
Source: RefSeq, a predicted model, not a curated record
GUUUUUCACUUCACUCUGCCUAUAUCUUAGUUAUUUAGGCCUUGCCAAUCAUUAAUAAUAUCGGUUUGCACCUCCAAAAUUGCUCCCAUCGCAAUAAUUACCUCGCCAACGGGUCGGAGACAUUCCCACAGAAUUCGCGAGCGCACCAGGAGUCGCUAUUCGUAAACUGGACAUUUUCCCAGGGGCGCGCAGACGCCGUCAAUAGCAAAUCCCGGCACCCCGGGAGGGGGGAAUCAAUGCAAACAAAAACCGAGCGAUGCCUCUUGCUCCUGGGACUGAUUUUCGCACGUUCAUUCCCCCCACACCAUCUCAGACACGAGAGCAUAUGGCUUCUUCAGCUGUAAUGUUCCGGAUGGCUGGCCGCAAUUGCAUGGCGCUUCUCCUAUUGGCUGCGCUUUCUCCGAUCGCCAGCCACGCGGCAGAUUGUGGCGACGCCAACAGUAUCAAGUCGCUCGAUGCCCUCAACAACAGCGUUAACGGUCGCAUUCAUGUCAACGCGCCGUUCUCACUACCGUGCUUCUCCAGCUAUGAAGGACGGGCUGUCGAGCCUGACGCGGCUGCUUGCCAGGCCGUCCAGGAUAACUAUGCGUCGCCGACGUUCCUCACGGAGUACCCUGGCGCCUAUAUGAACUAUCAGGAUUCGAUGUGUUCUUCUGACCCCACCAACCAGUGCGUCCUCGACAAUACCAACCCUGCGGAUCCCUUGGCAUACGUUGGCAAGGACUGCAGACAGGGCGACAUCCCUUCGCACUACCUCGAGGUCAUGGAUGUAUGCGACAUCCAAGCCGCUUUCAGCUUCUCUCGGUCCUCUGGGACUCCCGUCGUCGUCAAGAACAGCGGCCAUGACUAUCUGUCCCACAGCAGCCAGAAGGGCGCGCUGGCACUGCGGACUCGCCACCUGCAGAAGCUCGAAUACCACCAUGCCUUCGUCCCCGAGGGCUGUUCCGCAGGUGAGGGUGACAAGUACUUGGCCAUCACCACCGGAGCUGGUGUCAACUGCGACCAGGCAUACGGCUUUGCUGACGAGAACAACGUGACGAUCCUUUGUGCCUACUCCGAGACUGUCGGAAUUUCUGGAGGCUGGGUCCAGACUGCCGGUCACUCCGUCUUAUCGCCCGUGUAUGGUCUCGGAGUCGACCGUGUCCUCGAGUUCCACGUCGUAACUCCCAACGGCCAAGACCUCAUCGCCAACGCCUGCCAGAACCAGGACCUCUUCUGGGCUCUCCGUGGCGGCGGCGGCGGCACGUUCGGCGUCGUCAUGAAGUCGACCCAUCUUGUUGAGCCUCGCAUCCCGAUGGUCACGGCCAACAUCGCCUUCACCUCCAACUCAACGACCCUGCUUGAGUGGAUGGCCAUAAUGCUCGAGGAGGCAGCACCGUGGGCUGACGCUGGCUGGGGUGGUCACAUCACCGGAAGCUCCCUCAUCUAUGUCAACCCAAUUCUAUCGAUGGACGCGGCUAAAAAGUCUAUGAAGAAGGCUUCUGAUUACGCUACCAGCCAUGGCGGCAGUGUUGUCUUCAAGCACUUCGACUCGUUCUACGGCUUCUACGAGGAAUAUGUCGUCACCAACGCCGCAACCGUUGGGAACACCCGCCUCCCCGGUAGCCGACUGAUUCCUCGCUCUGUCCUUGACAGUGAAGACGGUCGCAAAGCUCUAAUGGGCUUCCUGGAGGGCAUUAUUGCGGCUGGCAACAGCCCGUAUGUGCCCGUCACCAUGCCAACAGUAUAUAAACCAGACGGCGACAACACCACUUCCACUACACCUGCUUUCUACUCCUCGCUCUGGGAGCUGGGUAUAGGCUCUACUUGGGCCUGGAACAGUACACUCGAACAGCGUCUGGUAGCUGUUGAGGGGCUCAACAACAAGACUGCUCAACUUGAGGCAAUCACUCCUGGCGGCGGCGCCUACAUGAACGAAGCCAACCCUUUCACACCCGGCUGGCAGGAGGCGUGGUGGGGCAAGGAAAACUAUGCCUCGCUCCUCGCGAUCAAGAACCGCUACGACCCUGAUCGCCUGCUUCGUUGCUGGCGCUGUGUCGGCUGGGAGGAGUCUGAUGUUCAGGACUCUUGCUUUAAGGCAUUCAACAACUAGUUUCAUAGCACUAUAUAGAGAGUCACUGUGCUAUAUUUAGGUAGAUAUAUUUUGCACGUGCUACCGAGCACAUUAUUAAGUAGGCACUGCUAUAGAUUAAAGAAUCAAAAUUGCAAACAAGAGGACUAAAAAGCGUAUAAUGCUUCUAACUCUGUAGCUCAGGUAAACCGUGCGCGCGGGCGUCCUAAACACACCGCUUAUUCUUUUA